Dicentrarchus labrax (European seabass) is the source of this 6301-nucleotide messenger RNA. Its product is annotated as exostosin-1a. Lineage: Eukaryota; Metazoa; Chordata; Actinopteri; Moronidae. The transcript is spliced from 11 exons. The coding region runs from base 1018 to 3237 and encodes 739 amino acids. The record is from RefSeq and is a predicted model, not a curated record. Gene Ontology annotation, cellular component: membrane. Gene Ontology annotation, molecular function: glycosyltransferase activity.
CGUUCUGGUGGCACUGCCGUGCUGCUCUGCUCGGCUCGCGGUCUCCACGGCACCUCUUGUUUUUAUGUGUGUGUGUGUAUAUAUGUGUGUGUAUGUGUGUGUGUUUCUGAGAGCCACCACUUCAACACUUUACACGACAGGAGGAAUUCACGGAGAAAUUAGCCUGUCGGUUUUGUGGGCAGAGCGAAGGAUAAGUUGUGCGAAGGAAGAGACAUGUUUUUAAUGGGGGGAAGAGACACUGUGUGGCUGUCUUUACUUCCAACCAGCGUUAAAGCUACUUUGAUGCAACCGCUUAGCUAACAAGCUAACUGGCAAUGUUUUCAGAAACUAGCCAGUUUGUUAGCCUGCUAGCUAGCUAAACCGGACGGAGAAAUUCCCUGUGUACAUUUAACAAGAUACAAGAUAUAACGAUACUAUCUUUAGAUACACCAAGGCAACGAAUUGCGGCGACGUCUCAAACUGGGUAUGUUGAAUGUUUAGGGCUCUUGUGUCCGCUUAGUCGCUCAUUUCCAGCAGGGACAAUAGUUGACUGUCCAGGCAACAAGUCUAGCACACACUGCUGUUUAAACGCUGCUCAAGUUUCUGCUAAUCUUCUGCAGUGUUGUUAUUAGUAACCGCCCGGGUCUAGUUAGCUAAACAUGAAGACUCUGUCGUAAAAAAUGGGCGUUUUGGAUAAAGUAAAUGUAGUGUUAUACAAAGGAAAGUGCGGCUGCACUUUAUAGAUCCCCGUUUUUAAGUGGAUAGGUUCACUCUGUUGUAUAGGAGGAGCUGAUGUCAGUUAGUCGAUACAACUAUUGACGAGGAGACGAGGUGGAUGAACAUUAUAAAUCGCCCACAUGCUUUGGAUCAGUUCCCGGACUUGUGAAAGGCAUCUGAAGCAGAAGGUGGGAGACGUGAGCGCACAACCCUUGCAGCCCGGGGGAAGAUGGCGGAGCGUUCCCGUAAGAGGUGGUGAAACCAAAACUUGGGGACUUGUUGGAUUUAUCGCCAGAUAUCUGAUCCCAGAUCAUAGGACACAUGCAGGCCAAAAAACGGUACUUAACCCUCUUCUCCGCCGGUGCGUGUGUCAUCCUGUUGUUUUGUUUUGGGGGGAUACAAGUCCCGCUAUCCAGACGGGGUCCCGGCCGGCGUGAUGACCGCAGCCUCACCGGGGCGCGGUGGCGUCGCUUCCCGGGGUCCCUGCAGCCUUUCAACUCCUGGGAGCAAGACCGGAGCGAUGAUCAGAAUGAACACAUAUCUCCUAGGCAGAAGAGGGACGCCAACUCAGGCGUGUACACUGCAAGGCGCUGCAGAAUGGAGUCCUGCUUUGAUUUCUCCCUGUGUGAGAGGAAGGGAUUUAAAGUUUAUGUCUACCCCCAGCAGAAAGGGGAGAAGAUGUCAGAGAGUUAUCAGAACAUCUUGUCCUCGAUUGAAGGAUCCAGGUUCUACACACCCGACCCAGGACAGGCAUGCCUGUUUGUCCUGAGUUUGGACACUCUGGACCGGGACCAGCUUUCACCCCAGUACGUGCACAACUUGAAAGCAAAAGUCCAGAGCCUUCCUCUGUGGAAUGGGGGCAAAAACCACAUCAUCUUUAACUUAUACUCUGGCACCUGGCCAGACUACACAGAAGACCUUGGCUUCGACAUUGGCCUUGCAAUGUUGGCCAAGGCCAGCAUCAGCACCGAGAACUUCAGGCCCAACUUUGACGUUUCCAUCCCUCUUUUCUCUAAAGACCACCCUAGGACAGGAGGGGAAAGGGGCUACUUGAAACAUAAUACCAUUCCCCCUUAUAGGAAGUACAUGCUUGUUUUCAAGGGGAAGAGGUACCUAACUGGAAUAGGUUCAGACACUAGGAAUGCUUUAUAUCAUGUUCACAACUCAGAGGAUGUGGUCCUCCUCACCACCUGUAAGCAUGGGAAAGACUGGCAGAAACACAAGGAUGCACGCUGUGACAAAGACAAUGCAGAAUAUGACAAGUAUGACUAUAGAGAGAUGCUGUACAACUCCACCUUCUGUCUGGUACCUCGAGGACGACGGCUGGGUUCCUUUCGCUUUUUAGAAGCUUUGCAGGCAGCUUGUGUGCCAGUGAUGCUGAGUAAUGGCUGGGAGCUUCCCUUCUCAGAGAUCAUCGACUGGAACACAGCAGCUGUGAUUGGUGAUGAAAGGCUGCUAUUACAGAUUCCCUCAACGGUGCGCUCCAUCCAUCAGGAUAAGAUCCUGUCCUUGAGACAGCAGACGCAGUUCCUAUGGGAGGCUUACUUCAACUCUGUGGAGAAGAUCGUACUGACCACACUGGAGAUCAUCCAGGACCGGGUACUGCAGCACACCUCAAGGAGUAACCUCAUGUGGAACAGUCUGCCUGGAGGCCUUUUCACCCUUCCUCAGUACUCUACAUACCUGGGAGAAUUCCCCUUCUACUACGCUAAGCUGGGUAUUAAGCCCUACCCGAAGUUUACAGCGAUCAUUCACGUGGUGACCCCACUGGUCUCCCAGUCCCAGCCAGUCAUGAAGCUGCUUGUCGCUGUGGCCAAAUCCCAGUACUGUGCUCAGGUGAUAAUUCUGUGGAACUGUGACAAGCCUCUUCCUGCCAAGCACCGCUGGCCUCCCACCUCAGUCCCUGUUAUUGUUAUAGAGGGUGAAAGCAAGGUGAUAAGCAGUCGUUUUUUGCCCUACGACACCAUCCCCACUGAUGCUGUGCUCAGUCUUGAUGAGGACACCGUGCUCUCCACUACAGAGGUGGACUUUGCCUUCACAGUGUGGCAGAGUUUCCCAGACCGCAUUGUUGGUUACCCAGCCCGCAGUCACUUCUGGGAUAGCAACAAGGAGAGGUGGGGCUACACUUCCAAAUGGACCAACGACUACUCCAUGGUGCUGACUGGGGCUGCCAUCUAUCACAAAUACUACCACUACUUGUACACCACCUACCUUCCAGCCAGUCUGAAGACCAUGGUUGACCAGAUGUCAAACUGUGAGGACAUUCUGAUGAAUUUUCUGGUGUCCUCAGUCUCUAAACUACCACCAAUCAAGGUCACCCAGAAGAAACAAUACAAGGAGACCAUGAUGGGACAGAGCUCCCGGGCUUCUCGCUGGGCUGACCCGGACCAUUUUGCCCAGCGUCAGACCUGCAUGAACAAGUUUGCCAGCUGGUUUGGCACAAUGCCCCUGGUCCAUUCUCAGAUGAGGCUGGACCCAGUCCUGUUCAAAGACCAGGUGUCCAUACUGCGGAAGAAGUACAGGGACAUCGAGAGGCUAUAACCCUCCAGAGCCCCCCACUCAAUGAACAGAACAAAGACAGAGUGAGGGGGCGGACACAUGGAGAAACUCAGAGCCUUUCCAUGAUUCCAUGGAUGGAUCAGUGGAGAAACAAACAUGAUCGGGUACAGGGGGAGAGAAGGAAAAUAAACUAGAACAGCUGUGGAGGACACCACAUUCACUGGUCUCUUUGGUUGUCCCUCCCCCAUUUAUCCUUUCUACCCUUUCUCCUAUGUGUAUUGGGGGAUAGCUAAGCACACAGGUCCCACUAUAUACACUAUGACUACAACCAACUGAAGGACACCUGAGGACUUAAAAACUUUGAACUGAAGUGGUCAAAGUCAUGGAGUUGUUGGAAAUCAUAGCUUGCUGCUUCAGUGUCCCAACAGUGGCAAACCACCAACUCCAACCCACUGAAAAAGACUGCUCCGCUCUGUACAUUCUGCACAGGUUCCUGAAAGUUUUUGCUGACAAAAUAUUAAUGAUAAUUAUGACUAUGAAGAGGAGAACACUAUUUUGGGAUUGUGUUUAGCUAUUUUUUUUAUACAGUGAAUGAAUGGCCAGCACUACUCUCUGUAUUGUCUUAAUUGAAACCAAUAGCAGGGUGGGUGAAGAGAGGAAUGACAACCCCUCGACCACAGAACUGAGUUAUGAUGGUUGAUCUGAUAUUCACAGUGCCUCAAGUUUGUCUAAUGGCGUUUGGAUCUGGGAGUCUGAGAAAAGGACAUGGUGCAAAAUGAGCACCUUGAUCUUGCUGCUUUUUUGAUUUUAUUUUAUUAUUCGUGAUUUUGGAUUGGAAUAUGGAUCUUCAGGUCAGCAUUCACAUUUUUUCACUCACUAAUUUUAAUGGAAAAUUGUUAUUUUGAACUUUUUUUUCCCUUACACAACUAGCUUAAUCUCAAUAAAGUUGCUACGUGGGGAUGGAUAUCCAUAAAAAGUCAAUGGAAUUCUCUUUUUUCAUUUUAGACAGAAAUUCUUCUUCAUUACUUUUUUUUUUUGGUAAAGACAUAUGACAAGCUAGAAUUGGUACUUGAAUGUGUGCUGGCCUGAAGAACAAUAGAGAAUCAUUAGAAUUGCCUUGGGUAAGGGAGGCUGAGCUUGCCAAUUGAGCCAACCAAUGGUCUGUUUAAAACACAAACCACUGUGAAAACUAGAGAAUGGAUCUUUCUUGGCUUGGUUAGUGAGGGAUAUUUAUUAUACGGUUAUUGUCUCUAUGCCAUAGACCCAAUUUCAUUUUGUCCAGUGAGGUUUGGCAGUAGCCCUGGUUGACAAGUACUUGACAUGGGCUAAUACUGCUUUCAUCAUGUAGCGUCAAGCAGUCAGAGUUGGCAUCAUAUUAAAUAUAUUUUUUCCACUUGUUAUAAACAAAUGUGACCAGAUGGGCAAAAAAUUUUUUUGUGGUGCUGUUUAAAGUUAUAGGGUAGAAAUUGACACCUUUCGGGAGAUAUGCUCUAUUAAGUAAUUAUUCUCAUUUGUGCUAUUUCUUCAACAUAAAUACAUGUAAUUAGAAUACUUUCAGUUUCCAGUAUAUUUGCAGAAUGACAGUUUGAUCAACACAGAUUUAAACAGCCAUUCAGCUUUGAGAGAUUCUGAUUGCCAAUGGCCACAUUCAAGAGGCAAAAUGUAAAACCCGGAUGUUCAAGUAUGUUCCAUAAUUUCAGCAUUUUUCACAAAUAACAUCUUGAUGCGUUUUUAUGUUAUUUUUCACAACUUGAGACAUGGAUCUCAUCUGUAUGAUUGCCACGUGUCAGUGGAACAUGAAAUUGGGUUUUUGCAGAUGGAUCAAUAGGCCAAAUGACUAGUCAGUACAAGUGUUUGGGUCCAUUCACGUCAGUCAACAGUCACGCUUCAUUUUAGUUCUGCCUUGAUAUGUCAUAUCAGGUUCUCCGAAAAUGUUAAUUUGAUGAAUCUAGAAUGUGUACCUGCGAUUUUUAAAUCACUGUGCAUCAUCAACUCAAAGUUCACCUGUCCAUGAAGUAUCCUGUAAAGCCAGCAACACUAAUAUAGAAAUCUAACCACACCUGCCCUGAUGCCUCCUUUGGUAGCUCCAGCUUCAGUUUUGUGAAAAAUAAAUGAUCAUUUUGCUAAGCUUCUCCAUUCUGUACCUUUCACCCCAAUGUGUGCCAAUAGAUCAAAUAUAUUUUUGUUUUUAUAAUUUUCGUCUGAUAUGAGGAAUGCCAUGCAUUCUCAUAUUUAUUUGGUUCAUUAGAAGUAUAUCCUGUCAGUAUAAGAUAAAAUGUGUGAGGAAAGAGAGGGGGACAGGAAUGAAAGAGUGUAUGCGUGAGAGACUGAGAAAUCAGCAGAGAAGGGUGCUGCAUGGUAUUUUACACUUGUGAGAAUGUAAUAUGAGUUUGACAGCAAACAAACAAUCCUAGUAUUACUGAAGCACAGUGCUAUCAAGACAACUGAAUAUGGUCGUAAACAGAAUCACAUUUCAGAAAUGAACUUGGUGCAAUAUUUAAGACGACAGUUUAUCUAUCUUUUUUUUUUCUUUCCUGAUGUUGUUGUUUCAGAGGGCAGGGGGUUAUAUAUUGAUGUGCCUUCAGAAGAAAUACGCUUUAGUUAAUUUUUUUCCCCCAUCUGCCUUGUGCAUGGAGCAAGUCCCUGUUUUCAUUUCAUAGUAGGUUGUUUUUUGUUUUCUUUAUCAAUAUCCAGUAACACAUAAUGGCUUCCUAAAAGAUAUUGUUUAACACUGGAGUGCUACUAAGACUUAUCACCACACAUCCGAUUCUGACAUUCCUGCCUUUUCUGUUGUAGGAACUUUUUUUUAUGCGUACUGCCUUGUAUUACUAUACUUGUGAGGGCACAAUAGAGGACCCCUCUUCCUGGUUGUCACAAGUAUAGUAAUACAUGUAACACACACAUAAUCCUCCCAUAAACAGUAUUUAUACAACAGGAUUUUGUCUCCACUGAAUCUCUACUGGCUUCCUUUACUUUCUUCUGUAACUGCAGACCUAAUUUUAUAGAAAUUAAAAUGGAAAGAUAGAGGAAAAAUCACAGUUUUGUAAAAGAAUUUUAUAAAAACAAUACAAAAAAAAAAAUCAAGGAAUAAAAUGUUUGAUAUAAA